This is a messenger RNA of Chionomys nivalis (European snow vole), 1909 nucleotides long. RefSeq names its product protein DGCR6. The record is from RefSeq and is a predicted model, not a curated record. Lineage: Eukaryota; Metazoa; Chordata; Mammalia; Rodentia; Cricetidae. The transcript has 5 exons. Bases 593 to 1189 code for a protein of 198 amino acids.
UGCUGACCAAGCGCGAGUUCAACUUCCCAAUACCCCUUUCUCUUCCAUUCUCCAGUGGCAGGCUCUUGCUGGGGUUUACAGUUGUCCAUGGGGGUGGGAUAUCUUUUAGGUUCUAAUAAAACUGUCCUGUGCUUCCCUUUGAGUCCAUUCUUAAUUUAUUUUAUGAAUGAGGCUAAGAACCCCAAAGGAAAGCUGGAUUUCCCCUGUAUUGUUCUCCCGCAGUGUCCACGGUGGAGGACAACCCGCUGGCCUCCGCCCACCUCAGCGGCCUGAGUCCACGCACACUCCGUGCUGUCCGGAUCCGCUUUCUUAAAACAUCAUCAGGGUGCAGAGGCCUGGGCGAACAUCUCCAAAGUCUGGAACUCAGCGAGCCCCAGUCCAACCCCAACUCACCCCCAAACAAAGAGCGUCUAGGAGUCUCAGGAGGGGAGGGGCGAGUCUUAUUGUGCGUGACGCAGGAAUCUGAGAGCCCACGCUGACCGGAGGGGCGGGGCGCAGGCGUCAUCCGCGCCGGAGUUUGACGUAAGAGGGCGGGGCGCGCCGGGGAGCCAGAAGAAACAGAUUCCAGGGGCGGCGGGGGGCCGGCUGUGCAAUGGACCGCUACGCGGCCGCCGGGGAUGAGGCGGCCGACCGGGCCCGGCAGCAGGAGCGGCACUACCAGCUGCUGUCAGCGCUGCAGAGCCUGGUCAAGGAGCUGCCCAGCUCCUUUCAGCAGCGCCUGUCCUACACAACGCUCAGCGACUUGGCUCUGGCGCUGCUCGACGGCACCGUGUUCGAGAUCGUGCAGGGGCUUCUGGAGAUCCAGCAUCUCACCGAGAAGAGCCUGUACAACCAGCGACUGCGGCUGCAGAACGAACACCGAGUGCUCAGGCAGGCCCUAAGGCAGAAGCAUCUGGAAGCCCAGCAGACCUGCCGGCCCCACAACUUGCCAGUGCUCCAGGCAGCCCAGCAGCGUGAGUUGGAGGCCAUGGAGCAUCGAAUCCGUGAGGAGCAGCAGACAAUGGACCGUAAGAUUGUCCUGGAACUGGACCGGAAGGUUGCCGACCAGCAGAGCACACUGGAGAAGGCAGGAGUAGCUGGUUUCUACGUGACCACGAAUCCUCAGGAGCUGACGCUGCAGAUGAACCUAUUGGAACUCAUCAGGAAGCUGCAGCAGAGGGGCUGCCAAGUAGGAAAGGCAGCCCUGUGACCAAGUGAGGGGCGAGAGUCCCUGCUGUCCUUCAUUGCCUAGAAUGGCUGGCGGAUGCCUAGUUACUGGUGCCGGAACGCUUCAGGGAGCAACUGGCUGCCCAGCUGCCACCAGGUGUGAUCUUUGCUAGGAGACGCUGAUGAGACAGAGACUGCACCUGCUGCCAUCCUCCGUUCAGGUGUGGGGAGGGGUCCAAGCAACAGGAAUGGCAUCUUGUGAAGGCUCCAUGACUGAGGGUUGAGUGGGACUGUCGGUUCUAGCACCUUCCCUUUGGGUAUACCCACAUUCCCUCCAGGCUUGGUUUUGCCUUGUUCUGGUGUGGCCUAGGAAAAUAAAGACCCCAGCACAUGGUUUGUGUCCAUGCUAGCUAGGAUCCUUUCCUAGUGGCUCUGGCCAUGGUGGAGCCAGCAAAAUGGCAGCCACCAUAUGGCAGUGGUUUUCUGGGAUACCCACCCAAGCCCUUACGUCUUUCAUUGUCAUUUUUGCCUAACCAGGUCACCCCAGUUAAGGCACAAGAACUCACCUCCAAACUGCUGUGUGAAACUAGAGAGUUUAACAGGGGACGGGGGACCUGCCAGAGCCAGCUAGGGCUUGACUUACUGGAAUGAGGGGCACAGAGGGGCAGGAAGGGUUGGAGGGAGCUGGGCCUCGGCAUCUGUGUGCUGCCUGCACUCAUCCACACCCAUGGGUCGGGAUGUGGAAUGCAAGCGGCUGGGUGUC